GGCACGCUCCCGGUGCGCACCGACUCUCCACGGAGCAGACCAUCAGUAAAGGCGGACAAACAGUUUAAAGUGACAACUCGGCUCAGCCUCUCGCCGCAGCAGCACGUCAGUGUGUUUUUAAAACCACCUCAAAGGCUCAAAGAAGGAAAAUUCACAGAAUGCGCGUGUGGAACUUUUUGCGCCAUUAAAAAAAACAAAAAAACCCAAAAUCAAAACGAUGGAUUUUUACGCGCAGAACGACACUUGGCCAGAUUGCGUCGGAGCGCAGAGUGAUGCGCCACAGAGCGCCAGCGGCAGUUUGGAGGCAGCAGGAAACAUCUCGUGUGACAACGUGUCCACUCUCUUCAUUCCACAGCCCACGAGAUACAGAGAUGUGACGCACAUACUGCAGAUCCUGCUGUACUCGCUCAUCUUCUUUCUCGCCGUUUUCGGCAACCUGCUGAUCAUCGUGGUGCUGACGGUCAAUAAGCGCAUGCACACCGUUACCAACACCUUCCUGUUGUCGUUGGCGGUUAGCGAUCUGAUGCUGGCCAUCUUCUGCAUGCCCUUCAGCCUCAUCCCCAACAUCCUCAAGGACUUCAUCUUUGGAGCCGUCAUGUGCAAGAUUGUGUCCUACCUCAUGGGGAUAUCAGUAAGCAUCUCCACAUUUAGCCUGGUUGCCAUAGCGAUCGAGCGGUACAGCGCCAUCUGCAACCCCCUGAAGUCGCGGGUGUGGCAGACCCGUUCCCAUGCCUAUCGAGUGAUUGCUGCCACAUGGGUGGUGGCCUUCAUCAUCAUGAUCCCCUAUCCGAUCGUCAGUCAUUUGACGCCUUACAAGCGGCACGACAACACCACAGGACACAAGUGCCGCCAUGACUGGAGCCUUGAAAAGGCAGAGCAAACAUGGUACAUUUUGCUGCUGCUGGUGCUGUUUGCCAUUCCAGGACUGGUGAUGAUUGUUGCCUACAGUCUCAUUUCCAGGGAGCUUUAUAGAGGAAUCCAGUUUGAGAUGGGCAACAAAAAAGCUUCUACUGGUGAGAACAUGCACAAUGCACAUGCAAAACAUGUGAAGAACGGCCUGCCAUCCACUGUGUCUAACAGCAGUGAUGACGGGGACGGCUGUUACGUCAGUGCGGUUCAGAGGCCACACUCGAUGGAGAUGUCCACUCUGGCUGCCUCAACGAGGGCGAUGAAGGCAGAGCGGCCACGCAGCAACACAUCUGAGGCCAAGCUGGUGGCUAAGAAGCGUGUAAUCCGCAUGCUGGUGGUCAUUGUUGUCCUGUUCUUCGUCUGCUGGACGCCACUGUACUGCGCCAACACAUGGCGGGCUUUCGAUUACACUUCUGCUACAAAGGCCCUCUCACGGACACCCAUCGCUUUCAUCCAACUGCUGUGCUACACCUCCACCUGUGUCAACCCUAUUAUUUACUGCUUCAUGAACACACGUUUUCGCAAAGCUCUUCUUUCCACUUUCUCAUGCUGUGCUUCACCCUGCCAUCCUCGCCAUCGCCGUGGGCUACGGGACAAUGAGGAGGAUGUUACUGCUACAGGAGUGUCCAUAUCGAAGUUCAGUUACACUACAGUGAGCACCACGGGGGCCUGCUGAGGACGAUGGAGGCAACAUAGUAACCCAAAUCUAGGCCAGGUUUGUAGUUAGGACAGUAAUGCAGAAUGUAGAAAGAGGUCAUGUGACAUAGCAUUAGCAAAGAGUCAUGUCUGAGUGUUGUUAAAAUGACUUUGUUUAAAAAAAACACAUCAUAUGGUGUGUUCACAUCACUUGCACUCUGUGUGACACAUUGGCCCGCGCAGCUCUUCAACAAACAACUGAAUGUGGAACUAUGCCUCACAUACAAAAUGUUACAGAUCAUGUUCCCUCACAAUGGAAGUGAUACUCUUCAUCUUAUUCUCCCUAACUAGCCCAAGGUUCCUCCCAAGGCGCAGUACCAAA
Messenger RNA from Thalassophryne amazonica, 1927 nucleotides. It is a transcript of the gene cckbrb, whose product is annotated as cholecystokinin receptor. The transcript is spliced from 5 exons. The record is from RefSeq and is a predicted model, not a curated record. Gene Ontology annotation, cellular component: membrane. Lineage: Eukaryota; Metazoa; Chordata; Actinopteri; Batrachoidiformes; Batrachoididae. Gene Ontology annotation, molecular function: gastrin receptor activity; neuropeptide receptor activity. The coding region runs from base 218 to 1585 and encodes 455 amino acids. Gene Ontology annotation, biological process: neuropeptide signaling pathway.